Messenger RNA from Paramormyrops kingsleyae, 3168 nucleotides. RefSeq names its product TAFA chemokine like family member 1b (gene tafa1b). The record is from RefSeq and is a predicted model, not a curated record. Gene Ontology annotation, molecular function: receptor ligand activity. Gene Ontology annotation, biological process: regulation of neuroblast proliferation; neuroblast differentiation. Lineage: Eukaryota; Metazoa; Chordata; Actinopteri; Osteoglossiformes; Mormyridae.
UAGGGUGGAUGGGGUUUAAUAACCGUGCAUCAUUAUAGUAGCGGGCAGUCUAGCUUUAAGACAUGCCAUACCUCUCUGGCACUGCUUCUUUUUUGCAAUACAUGUACUACUUAGUUCGUUUUAAAGAAGCCGGAGAGCAAAUCUGCUGUUGAAGUGGAGGACGGGAAGGAGCGGGGAGGGAGCUGUCAUCGCCGAGGAGCCGAUCCGCCUCUUUAGCUUAAGUGUGGUGGGGAAUUAACUCCGCGGCAACACAAGGAUCCCCUCCAGAGCGGAAAGGUGACGCCUCGACAUGAUUUAAAGGUGAAAUGACACGUUUGCACCCUUUAAAGCCCGGACGGUGUCUGACACAGCCUCUCAGCCGGGAGAGUUAAGCGCUGCGCCUGGACGUUUGGAGCGAUCGCUGGGCACAGGACAGCCCCGCAUCCGCAGUUUCGCAAACCUUAAGCGGGAACUUGUGGGAAGCCCAACGGCGAUAUGGAUGGAUUUAAGACAGCGUGAUGAUUUCUUUGGAUGAGCACUAGUAAGGUUUCUUUUCUGCUGGCCGGAUUAAGCAGCUGCACCCACCAUGUCCUGGUUCUGGUGCUUGUGGAUUAGCACCAGCGCCGUCAUGCUUUGCCGGGCCACUCUCUACAACACCAUCCAGCAGCACCACCUGCCCAGGCCUGGCCGCAACGCCAUCCAGAUCCUCGAGGGUGGGACGUGCGAGGUCAUCGCCGCACACCGGUGCUGCAACAAGAACCGCAUUGAGGAACGAUCCCAGACGGUGAAAUGCUCCUGUCUGCCUGGGAAGGUGGCCGGCACGACGAGGAACAAGCCGUCAUGCGUCGAUGCCUCCAUCGUCAUUGGGAAGUGGUGGUGCGAGAUGGAGCCCUGUCUGGAGGGAGAGGAGUGCAAGACACUGCCAGACAACUCCGGCUGGAUGUGCUCCUCCGGGAACAAGAUCAAGACGACCAGGGUAAGGGAUCCCGACCCUGUGCUCGCUGGCGCGCACUCUGACUCGCUAGCGGGGCCUCGCCCGUGACUCCCACUCAUACUGAUGGUGAGAAUGACAAACCCGGCCGGCCAGCGGGGCCGACGCACACCCAGCGGCUGGUCCACCGGCUCGCUGCCUGUUUCCUGCACCGCGGCGAACGCACCUGUCAGUCACAGCUGCCAGUAACACCGAACUGCCGAAGCUGCAUCAAAAGCGUGCGGCAGCAGCCGGCUGGUAAACAUGCCGGGCUCAUCAGCAACACACCAGCUAAUUAUUCCGCGCUCACACAUCAAAAAGGGCCAGACCGCUGCGUAAACCCUAAACAAACGCGAGUGGAUCGAUGAGAAGUCCACAGCAAGGCGCAUUAGUCACACAUCUUGAAGUCCAAGCCAUCUGUACGGGCCAGCACCCAAAUAAAGCUUUACGUGAUCUUCGACAUCACGCUCAGAGCUCACCUUAACCAUCCUCCGAGUGUGUCGGUGGAAAAAGGGUUUCUCAAAAAGUCAUAAACUGGGUGUCAACAAAAUGGGGGUAGUGACUCUUUCCAAGAAUUUCCAUCUAGGUGCAGGGAGUAUUACAGUAAGUCAGAGACAGUCCUGCUGGCCAUACACUGCCUUACCAAGGAACACGGUCACCCAUAAAACUGGAGCAUCAGGCAUGCCAAACACCGCCUCAGUCUCUGACCCAAUUGGACCUUGCACCCUCUUCUUCAUUCUGUCAUUUGUGACACACGAAACGGUGAAAUCAGUCUUGAAUCAUGACUAGCCAGCAAACGGUUUCUCAAAGCUGUCCCCGAGACCAGAUAACGUGAACAGAAGUUGACUGGAUACCAUUUUUUCGACUUGUCAAGGUAAGAAUCGCAAUACUAAUCUUCAAAGCCUGAAUUGUUUGCAUAAUGUUUUAACGCUUUAACAGAUGUGUCUCCUUGUGAUAUUGUUUGAUUGCCUUUGAAGAGAACUGUUUUGUACUCUUUUGUAAUGCUGUUCAAGAUAACUUUGAAGCACGAAGGGUGGGGACCUCUUGUCCUCACGCUUAAGGUGAGGAAGGCUUAAAGAGCAUGAAUAAUACACACAUGUGACCUGUGACCCUCACCCCUGUGGCAUUUCCUCUGCAGAACACCCAGCCAUACUCAUCCUUUUAGUUCUGGAAGCAAAGUUCAAGGAGGGAUGAAUUGACAUGGGGCAGCAUCAUUGCUUCUAAAAAGAGAGGGGCCUCCCUUACCUGUAUCAGCAGACAAGGCAGGCAUUUUGUUUGGGGAGUCACGUUGAGGGGAGCUGGAGACGCCCAUACUCACGCCCAGCAUAGAUCCUCAUUCUGCUCCACUGGCUAAAUACCGUUAACAGACGCUGGCCUAACCUUAAUACAAAGGCUGGAUAUUCGCUGUGCGGUGAAGAAUGUUCUACUCAGCAACAGGGUCAUGUGCUCUGUGCUCCCAGAUUGCGCUCAUUAGACGGGUUGGAUCGGGCUGUGUGCAUUAUUUAUCGUGUCAUUAGGAGAUUUAGAUGGAAAAGGCACAGAGGGUAACACUGUGGCCAAAAAGAACAGACCUGGUGCCAUGAGGUUGCCAGUUCAGAACCCGGGAAGGAUGCUGAACUUAACACAGUUACUUCAGCGUUUAUGCAUCUGCUGAUUACUGAGGACCAUGCGAGCUGCUUUCUGCAAGCGUGUUUUCCAAAUGACUAUAACCGAGAUGUAUUUAUAAACCAUGUAGACAAAGACCAUAAUGGGAGAGUUGAAAAAAAUGACAGGCUCCUCGUGGGAGAUACCGCACAGUAAAUACUCGAGCAGACUUCCUUUUUAGACAUGUGAAUUGCUAUUCUUUUAUUUAGAUGGGCUGUUUUCCAAGAGAGAUGAGUAAGGGUCAUUUUUUUCACAAAAAGGCUUUCUAAGCAAACACGGCCUUUCAGCGCAGUUCUUUAAUGUUUAAACACCACAUGUUUCUAUAUUAGAAAACAGACGGCAAGCAGCAGAGCAGAGGCUCACAGUAACAGACACCCAUCUGCUCGUCUUUUUCACAGGGACUCUUAUUACGAGCCGAUAAAUUGACGCCGGCUCAGGCUAUCGAAUCAGGAGUCAGGCGAUCGAUUGAACAGUGCAAUGAGCAUUAAGCGGAUCCGGCCCUUUGACCACCACUUCCUGUUUCUGUACGCUCUGCUUGCAACUGUGAAUGUCACAUUAAAUAGAUUUUGAUGCAA